AUGGCGGCCUAUCCCGAGAGCUGCGUGGACGCCACUGURCUGGACUUCGUCGCAGACCUGUCCCUGGCCUCCCCGAGACACCCUCUCCUUUGCGACUUUUCGCCCGGCGUCCCCUUUGGGGACCCGGCACUUGAGCUCCGAGAGGGAAGGCCCAGGAGGCUGGCGCAGUUUGAGGAGGGGACCCCGGAAGAAGAGGAUUGCGAAGUAGAUGAAGGGGAUGGGGACGAAGAGGAGGAGGAAGAGGAGGGACGCGGGAGAGGACCCUCGGUACUAGGCCGACCCAAGAGGAAAAGGGUGAUCACCUAUGCCCAGCGCCAGGCCGCCAACAUCCGCGAGAGAAAGCGGAUGUUCAACCUCAACGAAGCCUUUGACCAGCUGCGGAGGAAGGUGCCCACUUUUGCCUACGAGAAGAGGCUGUCUCGGAUCGAGACCCUACGCCUGGCCAUCGUCUACAUCUCCUUCAUGACUGAGCUCUUGGAGAGCUGCGAGAAGAAGGAAACCGGCUGA
Molecule: messenger RNA, 507 nt
Organism: Urocitellus parryii (Arctic ground squirrel)
Lineage: Eukaryota; Metazoa; Chordata; Mammalia; Rodentia; Sciuridae
Gene: Ferd3l
Product: Fer3 like bHLH transcription factor
Biological process (GO): developmental process; regulation of transcription by RNA polymerase II
Molecular function (GO): protein dimerization activity; RNA polymerase II transcription regulatory region sequence-specific DNA binding; DNA-binding transcription factor activity, RNA polymerase II-specific
Source: RefSeq, a predicted model, not a curated record